GCAUCCCGGAGAGUAGGUCGGUAUUCCCGAAAGAGUUACGAAGCGCAGAGUGAAAACAUUCGCCGUAAACAGCGGGGAGAUACGCAAAGUUGUUCCUGCGCUAUUUACGGACUUGUUUUCCAUAACGCGGAAAUCCGUAGCACUGAAGACUGGAUAGGAAGAGCAGGUUUAACCUGAGGGAGUUCUUUACUGUCGUACUGUAGAAUCUGUAAGCAGUUUAAAGCGUGCUGUGUGUGUGUGUGUGUGUUCGUGUAGAGGGAGAGUUCGGGGAGAUGGAGGACGACGCGCCGGUCAUCUACGGCCUUGAGUUCCAGUGCCGAGCUUUGACCGCUCAGACGGCUGAGACCGACGCUAUAAGAUUUCUGGUCGGGACGCAGUCCUUUAAAUUUGAUAAUCAGAUCCACAUCAUUGACUUUGAUGAUGAGAACAAUAUCAUUAAUAAGAACGUUCUCCUGCACCACGCCGGUGAGAUCUGGCACAUCGGCUCCAGUCCUGCUGACAGCGGAGUGCUGACCACGUGUUAUAACAAGAUCUCAGACAGCCGUGUGUUAACGUGUGCGGCGGUGUGGAGGAUGCCCCCGGAAUGGGAAUCAGGCAGCCACGAUUCCCCCGACGAUUCGGCUCACAGCCCACAGGCCCUGCAGCUCCUCUGUCACCUUGACAACGCGGCCCACGGCAACGUGGCCUGCGUGCUGUGGGAGCCCAUGGGCGAUGGCAAGCGUGUGAUCUCUCUGGCUGAAAGCCACAUCCUGCUCUGGGACCUUCAGGAGAGCUCCACCAAGGCCACGAUCUCCAGCAGUGCCACCUUGGAAGGCAAAGGGCAGCUGAAAUUCACCUCGGGUAAAUGGAGCCCCCACCACAACAGCACCCAGCUGGCCACCGCCAACGACACGGCUAUCCGCGGAUGGGACCUGCGCAGCAUGAGUCAGAUCUACUGCAUUGAGAACGCUCACGGACAGUUGGUACGAGACUUGGACUUCAACCCCAACAAGCAGUACUACCUGGCCAGCUGCGGGGACGACUGUAAGGUCAAAUUCUGGGACGUGAGACACAUCAAUGAGCCUGUCAAAACCCUGGAGGAGCACUCCCACUGGGUGUGGAGUGUGAGGUACAACCACUCCCACGACCAGCUGCUGCUUACAGCCAGCAGUGACAGCCGAGUCAUUCUGUCCAACAUGGUCUCCAUUUCCUCUGAGCCCUUCGGCCACCUUGUAGAUGACGACGACCUCAGUGACAGCGAGGACAAUCAUCACGAGGAAAAGAGCAAAGAGCCGCUCCAGGACAGCAUCAUUGCUACGUAUGAGGAGCACGAGGACAGCGUGUACGCGGCGGAAUGGUCGUCGGCCGACCCCUGGCUGUUCGCCUCGCUGAGUUACGAUGGACGGCUGGUGAUUAACCGAGUGCCCAGGGCGCUGAAGUACCGCAUUCUACUGUAGCAGGACUGAAGUGUAAAGUGAGAAUGAAAACAUGUUUUUGGGAUUUUUUUUUUUUUUUUUUUGGGCCACUGAACGCUAGAGAUGAGAGUGAAACGAAUGCUGAAUUCUAGGCGAGGGAUUGAAAGGAUGAUGAGGGAAAGUUGGUCUACAUCUGCAUGAAAAACACACGGCCGCUAUUAACAGCACCAAUUAGAGGCGGCUCCGGGGAGCGGAGUGACGGCUGCAAGGCUGUUUGAAGGGGAGAAGGCUGGAGGGCAUGGAGUGGCGUAUGGCUUUGAAAAAACCCCUCGAGUUGAUCGCCAGCGUCUAUUCUGUUAGUUCUGUUAGAAGCUUGCUUCAUCUCGCCCAGCCUCGGGCGCCACCGCCGAGUAGAAAGUGCAGCCAGGGAGAACAGUGUGCCAGGGGCAGCGUGGCACAGCGGGGCCACUCUCCUCUAGCCUUCACUUCUCUCCUCCUUUACUUACCACAGGCGCAGAACUCCAAAGCAACAGCCAGAAUUUACAUCCAAACUUUACAUACGGUUUUUAGUGCUUAUUAAUAGUUCUGUAUUAAGUUACAUUUUGUUAUUUAACAGAUUAAUAAAUUGUGACCUUAUUGUUUUAAGGUUCUGUUUGGGUUAGGAAUGAAUAGAAGAUGGAAAUUUAUAAUCUUAAAGUCACAAAUUACCAUCAUAGUCUGAAACCUGCGCUGCAAAAAAAUCUCAUUAUAAGUCAAAACAUUUAAAUUCAUUUAAAAAUACAGAUAUGUUUGUUCUGCCAAUCAGAUGUCUCGAGAUGACCUGAACAUCGCUUGUGUAUGAAUACAUAUAAGGGUUCGAGUCAAAGCGGGACUUUUGAUUGUACAGAAUAACAGAACACAGUCCUGAGAGUAAAAACUCCCUUUAUGUCUCUAUAUAAUCCCCUGAUACACUAAUGCGUUUAUCCAAGUGUCUCAUUAGUGCUUAAACACCAUCAAGGUAGAACAUUUUCUUAGUACACCUGUGUGAUUCACGUCUGAAACGCUGGCCUCCCAGGAACUCCUUCAUGGCUCAAUCAUGUGGAAAUGCCUAGGAGUGACAUUAGCAGGGGACGUGGUGAUAACUCGUAGCCUGUAAUGUGUGAGUGCUGUUGGUGAAUGAGUGUGUGUACAGUUUGCGUCUCCUCUGUGAGUUGGAGUCUAGUUAUCCAUCGAUAUUGAGGAAUCCAGCCUUUCACUCUCUGAAUGUUUGCGGGAACAACUGCAGUGAGCUCCGAGUCUCCAAAGCGUUCUCCAAAGCGUUCGCACCAUCACAUGUUCCACUGUGGCUCAGAGUCUCAUCACCGUCCUGCGCUCCUGUACACCUUCAUUCACUAGAAAGGUCAUCACAAGUCCCAGUUUGACUUGAACAUCACUCAUGUAUAUAAAACAAAACUUGAAAUUAAUAGAAAAAAAGGCUCUUUAGGUUUAAUGGUCAUAUAUUUGCUUAAUCUAAUCUUAUAAAAGGAAAUUCUAGAUAAAUCUGAUUUUUCGCUAACAUCAUUUUUUUGCAGUAUGGAUUUAAUGCCUCGCAUUGGCUGGUUUAAAUUAUUGCACUUUUUAAAUGUAUCAGAUGUUCUACAUGGUUUGAUUGAUUGCUCUGAUUUUUUUUAUUCCUGUAUAUUCCAAAUAAAUGUCCAAGGAUUUUCCCUC
Clarias gariepinus (North African catfish) is the source of this 3083-nucleotide messenger RNA. RefSeq names its product EARP complex and GARP complex interacting protein 1 (gene eipr1). Lineage: Eukaryota; Metazoa; Chordata; Actinopteri; Siluriformes; Clariidae. The coding region runs from base 273 to 1436 and encodes 387 amino acids. The record is from RefSeq and is a predicted model, not a curated record. The transcript has 9 exons. Gene Ontology annotation, molecular function: protein binding. Gene Ontology annotation, biological process: protein ubiquitination.